AGUUUUGUCUUCUUUUACAUCAGGAGCAGCUUUGUUAUACGUUCUUGCAGAGAUUGACGAAGGAAACCUAAAAUUUAUUGUCCUGAGAAAUCAAAUCAGCAAUCUUUUUCGCAUCUCGCGAAGAACCCAUGAUUUUUUUCCUGCAAUCUCCUUGACCCAUUCCAUUUUUUUCGUGUUCCAACACUAACGCGACGAACGGGCCCCUUUUCUCUGAAGAUUGAUACUUCACAGAUAUAUGAAUGGCCUGGAGACAGAUCGGGAAGAAGGGCAUCCAUUCCUCUGUUAACAGAGGUUCCAUUCUUACACGAGUAGCAUCUACCGAGACACAGAUCACCUCGUGUGUUUCAAGAGGCACUUCUGAAUCAGUCGAUGUUUCGUCAGCUCGGUACAUUAAUGGAUUCAGGUUUAGCUCGUUAUCGAGCUGCUCUUCUGGUCAAAACUCUUUUCCAACAGAAACAUCCUCAAGGCAUUUUCACGCGACCCGAGAAACUUUAGCCAAUAGAAGUCAUGCUGAUAUGUUGAAUCAGCGUGCCCGGAAGAAAAUUCAUCUGAAAAACAAAGGAAAAUUUUCGAGACGGGAAAAGAAGUCUGAUCAGCCACCGGUUGAAGGUGUCUACGUGCCGCCUAAGCUUAAAAGAUCAGCCAAAGGCUUACCGGACAAGACAAUCGACAUUUUCGAAGGCAUAACACUACUCGAGCUCGCCAAGCGUACCGGUGAAUCGGUCUCUACUCUGCAGAGUAUUCUUGUCAAUGUCGGAGAAAACUUUAACUCGGAAUUCGAUACCCUAAGUAUCGAUGUCGCCGAGCUCAUUGCAAUGGAAGUCCAGGCCAAUGUUAGGAGGCAACACUCUACCGAAGGAGCGGAAGUUCUCCCGAGACCCCCGGUUGUAACUGUCAUGGGCCACGUCGAUCACGGGAAAACCUCCUUGUUAGAUGCAUUGCGUGAAACCUCGGUAGCAGCCCGAGAAGCUGGGGGAAUCACCCAACACGUUGGUGCUUUCGUCGUGGGCAUGUCCAAAGGCGCUUGCAUCACGUUCCUUGACACUCCCGGCCAUGCUGCUUUCAGCGCGAUGCGUGCUCGGGGAGCCGCCGUCACCGAUAUCGUCGUCCUGGUCGUUGCCGCUGAUGACGGGGUGAUGCCUCAGACGCUCGAGGCCAUAGCACACGCUAGAACCGCGAAUGUCCCGAUCGUCGUCGCAGUAAACAAGUGUGAUAAACCCGGAGCAAAUCCCGAGAGAGUCAAGGUUCAGCUCGCCUCGGAGGGGUUACAGUUAGAGGACGUGGGGGGAGACAUUCAGGUUGUCGAGGUUUCGGCGAUCCAGAAAACAGGUUUAGAGACGUUGGAGGAAGCGUUACUUCUCCAAGCCGAUGUGAUGAACCUAACCGCGAGAGUGGACGGGCCAGCCCAAGCGUACGUGGUCGAGGCUAGGAUAGACAAAGGGCGUGGUCCGUUGGCCACGGCGAUAGUAAAGGCCGGGACUUUGGUGUGCGGUCAGCACGUAGUCGUGGGGUCCCAGUGGGGAAAAAUCCGGAUUUUAAGAGACAUGGUUGGGAAACUAACCGACAAGGCAACACCCGCUAUGCCCGUCGAGAUCGAAGGGCUGAAGGGUCUCCCUAUGGCCGGCGACGAUAUCAUCGUCGUCGAAUCCGAGGAACGUGCUAGGAUGCUUAGUGAAGGGCGGAAGAGAAAGUUCGAGAAAGAUAGGCUGAGGAAGGCGAUCGAGGAGAGAGCAGAGGAAGCCGAGACGACGGGGGAACCCGGAGAAGUGAUCGAUAGGAUCGAAUUGCCAGUAGUGGUGAAAGCCGACGUGCAAGGCACAGCUCAGGCAGUGGCAGAUGCCUUAAGAACCCUAAAUAGCCCUCAGGUUCUUGUGAAUGUUGUUCAUACCAGUGUUGGCGCGAUAUCGCAGUCUGACGUGGAUUUUGCGCAAGCCUGCGGUGCGUGUAUCGUCGGUUUUAACGUUAAGAGUCCGAGCUCUGUCACUCUUGCCGCGGCCAAAGCCACCGUCAAGACGUUCCAUCACCGCGUGAUAUACCAUCUUCUGGAAGACGUCGGGAACUUGAUCGUGGAGAAGGCCCCGGGUGUCGCCGAGACGCAGGUGGUCGGGGAAGCCGAGGUGCUCAACUUAUUCAAGAUCACGGGGAAGAGCAAAACGAAAGGAGAGGAAGUGAAUAUCGCGGGUUGCCGAGUGACCGACGGGCGAGUCACCCGAGCGGCUACCAUGAGGAUUAUGAGGAGCGGGGACGUGAUAUUUGAGGGCCCGUGCUCUUCGCUGAAACGGGAGAAACAGGACGUGGAUCAGGUUGGGAAGGGGAACGAGUGCGGGCUCGUGAUCGGGGAGUGGAACGAUUUCAGGGUCGGGGACGUGAUCCAGUGCUUGGAGCCAGUGAUCAGGAAACCCAAGUUCAUUUCUUCCGAGAGCGGAGCUGUGAGGAUUGAGUGCUGAAGAAAUGGAAAACCCUAAUAAAACCCCUAAUUUUUGCCACCGUUUAUGAACUUAUUAACAGGAUUUUUUUUUAUAGAUCUAUUUCUUAUUUAUGGGGAAGGAGAAGAGCGAGCCAUCUUGUUGACAUUUUUUUUUUCUGAGGCAACACUUGUGAGAAAUCCUGCAAUUUUGCAUGUUGAAUUUAGGACUAUUAUGAGUAUCCGAACAUAUUGUCUCGGAUAUCUGCAAUCAGGGGUGGGCGAUUCUUCAUAA
Messenger RNA from Tarenaya hassleriana, 2699 nucleotides. RefSeq names its product translation initiation factor IF-2. The transcript is spliced from 8 exons. Bases 240 to 2447 code for a protein of 735 amino acids. The record is from RefSeq and is a predicted model, not a curated record. Gene Ontology annotation, molecular function: GTPase activity; GTP binding; translation initiation factor activity. Gene Ontology annotation, biological process: translational initiation. Lineage: Eukaryota; Viridiplantae; Streptophyta; Magnoliopsida; Brassicales; Cleomaceae.